Molecule: messenger RNA, 4831 nt
Organism: Ruditapes philippinarum (Manila clam)
Lineage: Eukaryota; Metazoa; Mollusca; Bivalvia; Venerida; Veneridae
Biological process (GO): telomere maintenance; DNA repair
Molecular function (GO): DNA helicase activity
Source: RefSeq, a predicted model, not a curated record
UGAUUCAGUCAGAUCCAGUUACUUGUUCUAGGUUUUUUGACCAUAGAGUUCAGAAUUUUAUAAAUACGGUUCUUAAAAGUGAUCAUAAACCAUUAGGUAAAGUGACAGAUUAUUUUUAUAGGGUUGAAUUCCAACAACGUGGAUCUCCACAUAUUCAUAUGAUUGUGUGGGUAGAAAAUGCUCCAAAAUUAAAUGUAGACUCAAAUGAAGAGAUAGCAGCAUAUGUGGACCAAUACUUAAAAUGUUCCAUUAACAAUGAAUUUGUAGGGGCCUUGGUAGACAUCCAAAUCCAUAAACAUUCAAGAACGUGUAGAAAAAAACAAGAUCGUAUAUGCCGUUUUGGUUAUCCAUUACCACCUCUGCAAAAAACAAUGGUGUUAUUUCCACUUGAAAAUGACAAGGAGAAAUAUCUCAAACAAUAUGAAAAAAUUCAGAAAAAAAUGAAUGAUGAGAAACAUGGAUAUAAUAUGUCUUUUGAGAAUUUUUUGUCAGAUAUUGUACAGAUGAAUGAGGAUGAUUAUAUUAAAUGCAUUAGAAGUUCAUUAAAUUCUCCCAAGGUGUUUUUGAAAAGAAAUCCAAAUGAGAUACGUGUAAAUUUAUACAAUGACGUAGUAUUGAAAGCAUGGAAAGCAAAUACUGACAUACAAUUUGUCUUGGAUCCAUAUGCUUGUGCCAUGUAUAUUGUUUCAUAUAUAAGUAAAUCACAACGUGGUAUGAGUAAUCUUAUGUAUGCUGCUGCAAAGGAAGCAAGAAAUGGCAACCUAGAUAUAAAAAGGCAAGUAAGACACAUUGGAAAUGUGUUUUCAAACAGUGUUGAAGUGAGUGCACAGGAAGCUGUCUAUCUAGUUUUGCAAAUGCCCUUGACCAGAAGUACAAGAGAUGUUGUAUUCAUAAAUACGUCUUUACCCAACCAAAGAGUACAAUUGUUAAAACCCAAGUCUGAUCUUGAUGAGUUGCCUGCAGACUCGACUGAUGUCAUGUCAGAUAAUGUGAUAAAAAGAUAUUCAAAACGUCCAAAGGCUCUAGAUAACUAUUGCUUAGCUGAUUAUGUGUCACAAUUAGAAGUGGUUUACCCAGAUGAUAAAAAAAAUAUAGGUAAUUCAGAACAAAAUGAUGAUGAAAAUUUUGCUGGAAUGUCAGAUGAUGAAUAUUUUGAUGAUUGCCAAAACAUUAGUAUACUGAAAAGUGGUAUAAAAAUCAGAAGACGCCGUAAUUCAAAAAUCAUAAGGUAUGUAAGAUUUAAUAAAAAAACAGAUGAAGAAAACUAUUAUAGAGAAAAACUACUUCUUUUUUAUCCAUGGAGAAAUGAAGAAAAAGAUUUACUUGGACAUUUUGCAACAUACAAAGAACAGUAUGAAUCAGUCCAAAAUGCUGUAAAUGAAAAAUGUGCAUGUUAUGAACAUCAUGUUGAUGAGUUAGAAUUAGCAAGAAAUAUGGCUGAAGCAGAAUAUAAUGCAUAUGAUGAAAUUGCUCCUGGAACUCAGGAAGAAGAAGCAGAAACUGCUGAAGAAGAACCAGUAGAGUCAGAAACAUUUAUAUAUUUCAAUCCUGACAGAGUUAGUGAACAAAGAGAAUAUGAUAUUGGCAUAGAAAUUGGAUGUUCCAUUUCAUCUGCGCAAAUCAGUUCUAAUGAAAAUAUGUUACCAGAUGAAGAGUACAGAGCUCUUCUGCGUUCAUUGAACUCAAAACAGAAAGAGUUUUACAAUCAUGUUGUUCACUGGAUAAAAACAAAAGAUGCACCUUUAUAUACAUUUCUUUCUGGUGGUGCUGGUGUUGGUAAAAGUGUUGUUAUAAGAGCAUUGUAUCAAACACUAUAUAGAAUGCUUAAUUUGAAAGAAGGGGAAAAUACUGAUGAUAUAAGGGUACUCUUGUGUGCAUAUACUGGAAAAGCAGCUUUCAAUAUAAACGGCUCUACUAUUUCGUCCGCAUUUAAGCAGAAAUAUAAACAGUCUGACCAAACAUUAACAUGUGACAGCUUAAAUACAUUCAGAUCCAAAUAUCGAGAUUUAUCUGUUGUCAUAAUUGAUGAAAUUUCAAUGGUUAGUAAUACUAUGAUGAGUUUCAUAAAUCAGAGACUUCAAGAAUUAAAAGGUACUCGCAAACCAUUUGGAGGUGUAAGCAUUAUAGCAGUGGGAGAUUUAUUCCAAUUAAAACCUAUAAAUGGUGGUUGGAUAUUUAAUGAUUUAAGUCAUGAUGCUGCAUCUUUGUCCAUGAACUUAUGGAAAGAACUGUUUGUUAUGUAUGAGUUGUCAGAAGUAAUGAGACAAAAGGAUGAUUUACCAUUUGCAGACUUAUUAAACAGGCUGAGAAUUAACUCACUGACAACAGAAGAUAAAAUGGUCCUUAAAGGUUGUGAAGUUGAAUCCAGUGCUAAGAAUUAUCAAGUUAACUCCCCACAUCUAUUUGCUGAAAAUUAUUACAUGCAUAUUUUCAAUGACACACUUCUAAACAGUUCAAACAAUCAAAAAGUAUCCAUUCUUUGUCAUGAUUCUGUUGUUUCACCAAAAUUAUCAAAGGAUAAACAAGAAGAGGCUAUCAAAAGAUUGCCCACUGAUCCAAACAGAACUGCUAAUCUUCAUUGUUCAUUGGAUAUUGUUGUAGGAAUGUUGUAUGAUUUAACAGUCAAUACAAAUACUGAAGAUGGCCUUGCAAAUGGUGCGUCAUGUGUUGUAAAGUUCAUAGAGUAUAAACUGAAGGAAACACAACGUCCUAGUAUCAUAUGGGUACAAUUUGUGGAUUUGAAAGCUGGUUGUGGAACUAGAUUAAAAUAUAAAAAUCGAGGCUUUUAUCACACACAAAUAAAUGAAAAUUGGACACCAACAUUUGAUAUCACAAGGACCUUCACAUAUAACAAAAAAACUUUUGAAAGAAUCCAGUUUCCAUUACAACCUUCUGCUGGGAGAUCAGUUCAUAGAGCACAAGGAACAACACUUGAUAGUGUCGUGAUUGACCUAUCCCAAAGAAAAACACGAAAAGUUCCUCACCUUCAUUAUGUUGCAUUAAGUAGAGUAAGGUCUUUAGAAAAGCUUCAAAUUCUCAAUUUUAAUGAGCAGGCUUUACAAGUUGAUGAACAAGUUAAAACAGAAAUGAAGAGAUUGCUUAAAGAUGCUUCUCUAGAAUUGUGUUAUGUUCCCUUGGAAUCUAUACAUGUAUUUUCAAAUAUGGAUUUUAAAAUUGCAUUCAACAAUUGUAGGUCAUUAAACAAGCAUUUCAUUGAUGUGAAACAUGACCAGGGAUUGUUGUCUUGUGAUAUUAUUGGAUUGGCAGAAACUAGAUUACAUGAAAAUGAUAAUGAUUCUUCCUAUCAGAUACAGGGAUACCAUUUAAUACGCAAUGACCAAUGUACUACAUCAACAUCUGAAAGACCUCCGCAUGGGUUACUUAUUUAUGUCAAAGAUGAUGUAUUAAUAAAAUCUGCAGACAUAUUUAGCUCCCAGAAUUUUGAAUUUGUUCUUCUGAAUGUUGCAAGAGAAUUAAAUGAAAUGCAAGUUGUAGUAUUGUAUAAAUCACCAAAAAUGUCUGAUUCUGCUUUUCGCACUGUGCUGACAGAGAAACUCAUUCCACAUUUGGUACCUCAUAAGCCUUUGGUUAUUCUAGGUGAUUUUAAUAUUGAUGUUUUAAAAUAUCAUAGGGGUGUUUUGCAGUAUUUGUAUGAUAAGCUUAACUGUAGAUUACGUCUUAAUGAACCUACAACUGAUAAUCUAUCAGCAUUAGACUUGAUAAUAACAAAUAUUGAUGCCACUGUGGGUACAGUAGAAACUUACUGGUCAGAUCACAAGAUUAUCUACUGCUGUACUGAAAGAAUCUCUACACAAUAAAAUCCGGUGCGAGCAAAAUAUUUACCCUCUUAAGAAUUAAAGAUAUGUAAUGUUAUAGUUUAAAUUUUAAACCUUCACCUUAUAACCUACUUCCAGUCAGAAGAUGUAUUCAGGGCCAUCAUGACCCUCUUGUUUAAUUUUGAUUUGCCACAUGAACACACAUAACCAUUUGUCAACAUAUUAUGACAACAAGAACUAGUGCAGAUUUCAAACUACGCUUUUCAUCCGGCGUCCGUCCGUAAACUUUUACUUUAAACGACAUCUCCUCAUAAACCACUAAGCCAAUUUCAUCCAAACUUCGCAGGAAUGUUCCUUUGGUGGUCACCUUUGAAAAUUGUUCAAAGAAUUUAAUUCCAUGCAGAACUCUGGUUGCCAUGGCAACCAAAAGAAAAAACUUUAAUAAGCAUGAAACAUGUUCUAGUGAGUGUCUACCAUGUUUGUUCAAAUAAAAUACCUGGGGUCAAAAUUGGCCCCACCCCGGGGGUCACUCCUUUUCCUUAUAUGUGUAUUACAAAAACUUAAAAAAAUCUUCUUUGAAAAAACUCAAAUAGCUAGAGUUUAGAUAUUAGGCAUGAAGCAUCUUCUAGUGAGUGUUUACAAAGUUUGUUCAUAUAAAAGCCCUGGGGUCAAAAUUGGCCCGCCCCGGGGGACAUUGAUUUUCCUAAUAUGUGUAUAGCAAAAACUUAAAAAUCUUCUUUGAAAAAACCCAAAUAGCUAGAGUUUAGAUAUUAAGCAUGAAAUAUGUUCUAGUAUGUCUCUACAAAGAUUGUUCAAAUAAAAGCCCUUGGGUCUAAACUGGCCCUGCCCCAGGUGUGUCAUUGUUUUUAACUAUAUGUGUAAAGAAAAAAACUUGACCAUGCAGCUAGACCUUAGAUGUUAAGCAUGAAAUAUCUUCUAAUGGGUGUCUACCAAGUUUUUUUUCAAAUAAAAGCCCUUGGGUUUAAACUGGCCCUGCUCCGGGGGCUUAUAUACAGGUGAGCGACUUCAGGGCCAUCAUGGCCCUCUUGUUUAAA